Miniopterus natalensis is the source of this 594-nucleotide messenger RNA. RefSeq names its product CD69 molecule (gene CD69). Lineage: Eukaryota; Metazoa; Chordata; Mammalia; Chiroptera; Miniopteridae. The record is from RefSeq and is a predicted model, not a curated record.
AUGGGUUCUGAGGAUUGUUCCCUCACAGAAGACACCUCCUUGGAGAGAGGACGACAAAAUAACUCUGCCAGCCUUCACUUUGCAACACAUCGUGAAGGGCACCUUCAAGUUCCUGUCCCAUGUGCUGUGCUGAAUGUGGUCAUCAUCACCAUUUUGGUCAUAGCUCUCAUUGCUUUAUCAGUGGGCCAAUACAAUUGUCCAGCCCAAUAUGUAUAUUCAGAACCAUCAAACACCGGCGUUUCCUCAUGCUCAGAGGAUUGGAUUGGAUACCAGAGGAAAUGUUACUUUAUUUCCAAUAUAACAAGGAAUUGGACCUUGGCUCAAAACUCUUGCUUCAAACAUGGUGCUAGCCUUGCUGUCAUUGAUUCUGAAAAGGACAUGAUCUUUUUAAAACGACAUGUGGGUAGAGCUGAACACUGGAUUGGGCUGAAAAGUGAUGCUGGUCAGGCAUGGAAAUGGUCAAACGGCAAAGACUUUAACAACUGGUUCAGCCUUACAGGAUCAGGGAACUGUGCAUUUCUGAAUAGCACAGAGGUCAGCAGCACAGAAUGUGGAAAGGAUUUACACUGGAUAUGUAGCAAACCCUGCAAAUAA